UUUCUUUCUGUGUGAACCGUGGAAUUUGCAGAGUUUGGUUAUGUCGGGUUAAGAUAUGAAAGUCAAUCUUAGAAAAAUUUUAAGUGUUUGAUAUAAUAUUCAAUUAUUAUUCUGUACGAAAACAGAGAAAACUUGGGGUUAAGGAUUUUUUUGUGCAAAUUGCCCUAAAAAUGCCAGCGGUACCAGGAGUGUAUUCCCAACAGGGUCCCUCAUGCUUUGAUAAAAUGAAAAUGGGUUUUGUUCUAGGAUUUUGCGUUGGUAUGGCCAGCGGAGCUUUAUUUGGUGGUUUUUCCGCUUUAAGGUCUGGGUUACGAGGUAAAGAACUUGUGAAUACAGUUGGGAAAGUAAUGUUACAAGGAGGAGGUUCAUUUGGUACAUUUUUAGCUAUCGGAUCUGGAUUAAGGUGUUGAAACUAAUAUAAGACUGACUUUGGUUCAAUUGUUUUAUGUGCCUGCAGGGUUUGUUAUUAAUAGUCAACAAAUUGUUUGUAGUAUUAAAGU
Cylas formicarius (sweet potato weevil) is the source of this 500-nucleotide messenger RNA. RefSeq names its product reactive oxygen species modulator 1. The record is from RefSeq and is a predicted model, not a curated record. Gene Ontology annotation, cellular component: TIM23 mitochondrial import inner membrane translocase complex. Lineage: Eukaryota; Metazoa; Arthropoda; Insecta; Coleoptera; Brentidae. The coding region runs from base 171 to 410 and encodes 79 amino acids. The transcript has 3 exons. Gene Ontology annotation, biological process: protein import into mitochondrial matrix; protein insertion into mitochondrial inner membrane.